Molecule: messenger RNA, 4701 nt
Organism: Dipodomys spectabilis (banner-tailed kangaroo rat)
Lineage: Eukaryota; Metazoa; Chordata; Mammalia; Rodentia; Heteromyidae
Product: TRIO and F-actin-binding protein-like
Exons: 1
Coding region: 1-4701 (1566 amino acids)
Source: RefSeq, a predicted model, not a curated record
AUGCCAAAUCAGAGGAAGAGCAGACAACCAGCGGCAGCCAGCAACUCAAACACCACAGAGGAACAGAGAACCAGCGGCAGCCAGCAACUCAAACACCAUAGAGGAACAGAACCAGCGACCAGCAACUCAAACACCACAGAGCAACAGAACCAGCAACUGCCAGCAACUCAAACACCACAGAGCAACAGAACCAGCAACUGCCAGCAACUCAAACACCACAGAGCAACAGAACCAGCAACUGCCAGCAACUCAAACACCACAGAGCAACAGAACCAGCAACUGCCAGCAACUCAAACACCACAGAGGAACAGAACCAGCCACUGCCAGCAACUCAAACACCACAGAGGAACAGAACCAGCGACCAGCAACUCAAACACCACAGAGGAACAGAACCAGCGACCAGCAACUCAAACACCACAGAGGAACAGAACCAGCGACCAGCAACUCAAACACCACAGAGCAACAGAACCAGCAACUGCCAGCAACUCAAACACCACAGAGCAACAGAACCAGCCACUGCCAGCAACUCAAACACCACAGAGGAACAGAACCAGCGACCAGCAACUCAAACACCACAGAGCAACAGAACCAGCGACCAGCAACUCAAACACCACAGAGGAACAGAACCAGCGACCAGCAACUCAAACACCACAGAGCAACAGAACCAGCAACUGCCAGCAACUCAAACACCACAGAGGAACAGAACCAGCAACUGCCAGCAACUCAAACACCACAGAGCAACAGAACCAGCAACUGCCAGCAACUCAAACACCACAGAGCAACAGAACCAGCGACCAGCAACUCAAACACCACAGAGGAACAGAACCAGCCACUGCCAGCAACUCAAACACCACAGAGCAACAGAACCAGCAACUGCCAGCAACUCAAACACCACAGAGCAACAGAACCAGCGACCAGCAACUCAAACACCACAGAGGAACAGAACCAGCCACUGCCAGCAACUCAAACACCACAGAGGAACAGAACCAGCGACCAGCAACUCAAACACCACAGAGGAACAGAACCAGCGACCAGCAACUCAAACACCACAGAGGAACAGAACCAGCGACCAGCAACUCAAACACCACAGAGCAACAGAACCAGCAACUGCCAGCAACUCAAACACCACAGAGCAACAGAACCAGCCACUGCCAGCAACUCAAACACCACAGAGGAACAGAACCAGCGACCAGCAACUCAAACACCACAGAGCAACAGAACCAGCGACCAGCAACUCAAACACCACAGAGGAACAGAACCAGCAACCAGCAACUCAAACACCACAGAGCAACAGAACCAGCAACUGCCAGCAACUCAAACACCACAGAGCAACAGAACCAGCAACUGCCAGCAACUCAAACACCACAGAGCAACAGAACCAGCGACCAGCAACUCAAACACCACAGAGGAACAGAACCAGCCACUGCCAGCAACUCAAACACCACAGAGCAACAGAACCAGCAACUGCCAGCAACUCAAACACCACAGAGCAACAGAACCAGCGACCAGCAACUCAAACACCACAGAGGAACAGAACCAGCCACUGCCAGCAACUCAAACACCACAGAGCAACAGAACCAGCAACCAGCAACUCAAACACCACAGAGCAACAGAACCAGCGACCAGCAACUCAAACACCACAGAGGAACAGAACCAGCAACCAGCAACUCAAACACCACAGAGGAACAGAACCAGCGACCAGCAACUCAAACACCACAGAGCAACAGAACCAGCAACACCAGCAACUCAAACACCACAGAGCAACAGAACCAGCAACUGCCAGCAACUCAAACACCACAGAGCAACAGAACCAGCAACUGCCAGCAACUCAAACACCACAGAGCAACAGAACCAGCAACCAGCAACUCAAACACCACAGAGCAACAGAACCAGCAACCAGCAACUCAAACACCACAGAGGAACAGAACCAGCGACUGCCAGCAACUCAAACACCACAGAGCAACAGAACCAGCCACUGCCAGCAACUCAAACACCACAGAGCAACAGAACCAGCAACCAGCAACUCAAACACCACAGAGCAACAGAACCAGCCACUGCCAGCAACUCAAACACCACAGAGCAACAGAACCAGCGACUGCCAGCAACUCAAACACCACAGAGCAACAGAACCAGCAACCAGCAACUCAAACACCACAGAGCAACAGAACCAGCAACUGCCAGCAACUCAAACACCACAGAGCAACAGAACCAGCAACCAGCAACUCAAACACCACAGAGCAACAGAACCAGCAACCAGCAACUCAAACACCACAGAGCAACAGAACCAGCCACUGCCAGCAACUCAAACACCACAGAGCAACAGAACCAGCCACUGCCAGCAACUCAAACACCACAGAGCAACAGAACCAGCCACUGCCAGCAACUCAAACACCACAGAGCAACAGAACCAGCAACCAGCAACUCAAACACCACAGAGCAACAGAACCAGCGACCAGCAACUCAAACACCACAGAGCAACAGAACCAGCAACUGCCAGCAACUCAAACACCACAGAGGAACAGAACCAGCAACACCAGCAACUCAAGCACCACAGAGGAACAGAACCAGCGACCAGCAACUCAAACACCACAGAGCAACAGAACCAGCAACCAGCAACUCAAACACCACAGAGCAACAGAACCAGCAACCAGCAACUCAAACACCACAGAGGAACAGAACCAGCAACCAGCAACUCAAACACCACAGAGGAACAGAACCAGCAACCAGCAACUCAAACACCACAGAGCAACAGAACCAGCGACCAGCAACUCAAACACCACAGAGGAACAGAACCAGCGACCAGCAACUCAAACACCACAGAGCAACAGAACCAGCAACCAGCAACUCAAACACCACAGAGCAACAGAACCAGCAACUGCCAGCAACUCAAACACCACAGAGGAACAGAACCAGCGACCAGCAACUCAAACACCACAGAGCAACAGAACCAGCAACUGCCAGCAACUCAAACACCACAGAGCAACAGAACCAGCAACUGCCAGCAACUCAAACACCACAGAGCAACAGAACCAGCGACACCAGCAACUCAAACACCACAGAGCAACAGAACCAGUGACCAGCAACUCAAACACCACAGAGCAACAGAACCAGCAACCAGCAACUCAAACACCACAGAGCAACAGAACCAGCAACUGCCAGCAACUCAAACACCACAGAGCAACAGAACCAGUGACCAGCAACUCAAACACCACAGAGCAACAGAACCAGCAACCAGCAACUCAAACACCACAGAGCAACAGAACCAGCAACUGCCAGCAACUCAAACACCACAGAGCAACAGAACCAGCGACUGCCAGCAACUCAAACACCACAGAGGAACAGAACCAGCGACCAGCAACACAAACACCACAGAGCAACAGAACCAGCAACUGCCAGCAACUCAAACACCACAGAGCAACAGAACCAGCCACUGCCAGCAACUCAAACACCACAGAGGAACAGAACCAGCAACCAGCAACUCAAACACCACAGAGCAACAGAACCAGCAACUGCCAGCAACUCAAACACCACAGAGGAACAGAGAACCAGCAACUGCCAGCAACUCAAGCACCACAGAGCAACAGAACCAGCAACUGCCAGCAACUCAAACACCACAGAGCAACAGAACCAGCAACUGCCAGCAACUCAAACACCACAGAGCAACAGAACCAGCGACCAGCAACUCAAACACCACAGAGCAACAGAACCAGCAACUGCCAGCAACUCAAACACCACAGAGCAACAGAACCAGCAACCAGCAACUCAAACACCACAGAGCAACAGAACCAGCAACUGCCAGCAACUCAAACACCACAGAGGAACAGAGAACCAGCAACUGCCAGCAACUCAAGCACCACAGAGCAACAGAACCAGCAACUGCCAGCAACUCAAACACCACAGAGCAACAGAACCAGCAACUGCCAGCAACUCAAACACCACAGAGGAACAGAACCAGCCACUGCCAGCAACUCAAACACCACAGAGCAACAGAACCAGCAACCAGCAACUCAAACACCACAGAGCAACAGAACCAGCAACUGCCAGCAACUCAAACACCACAGAGGAACAGAACCAGCAACUGCCAGCAACUCAAACACCACAGAGCAACAGAACCAGCCACUGCCAGCAACUCAAACACCACAGAGCAACAGAACCAGCAACCAGCAACUCAAACACCACAGAGCAACAGAACCAGCAACUGCCAGCAACUCAAACACCACAGAGGAACAGAACCAGCAACCAGCAACUCAAACACCACAGAGCAACAGAACCAGUGACCAGCAACUCAAACACCACAGAGGAACAGAACCAGCGACCAGCAACUCAAACACCACAGAGGAACAGAACCAGCGACCAGCAACUCAAACACCACAGAGCAACAGAACCAGCCACUGCCAGCAACUCAAACACCACAGAGCAACAGAACCAGCAACCAGCAACUCAAACACCACAGAGGAACAGAACCAGCAACCAGCAACUCAAACACCACAGAGCAACAGAACCAGUGACCAGCAACUCAAACACCACAGAGGAACAGAACCAGUGACCAGCAACUCAAACACCACAGAGCAACAGAACCAGCAACUGCCAGCAACUCAAACACCACAGAGGAACAGAACCAGCGACCAGCAACUCAAACACCACAGAGGAACAGAACCAGCGACCAGCAACUCAAACACCACAGAGGAACAGAACCAGUGA